CCGAGCUUCAAUCGCAACCAGGAUUUGUAUUGUCGUGUUUCUGCACGUCGUUACAUUUUUUUAUGUUCGUAUUAAUCCAUGCUUUUGUGCAGACCUCGCGUUUCUGUAUCUUCUGUGCGUCAACAGUUCGACAACUGUCGCCAGAAACGAUUGCAGCUAUCGCCGUUGUGUUAACUUCUGUGCUUCCAACAAUUCCAAUAUUCACUCCAAGUUCAGACUUCAGACGUGUUUGUGCAAUUGUUGUUGUAAGAGCACUUUCUCAGACACCUUCAAAAUGUGGAGCCGCCUCUUUAGCGCGUUCAAAGACCCCCAGGCCGCCCCUGGCGACAUAAACCUCCUGCUUUUUGGUGAAACCGGCGUAGGAAAGUCCACUUUCAUAAAUUCCAUCUCGAACUACUUCAACUAUUCCAACUUCAAGAAAGCCCAACGCAGCAAAAUCGAGGUUCUUAUCCCCGUCUGCUUGAACCUUUCGGACAAAACCAAAAUCUGCGGAACCGCGGACGAAAACGAAGCCCACGAAAGCGGCAAAUCCGCCACCCAACACGUCAAAGUGUACUUAUUCCCCAUCAAAAUAGGCGGGAAAACUUUCAAUUUAAGAUUGGUUGAUACUCCAGGAGUCGGAGAUCCCCGAGGCAUGGAACAGGAUAACAUCAACCUCGACAAUAUUCUAGCGUACUUGGCGACGUUGAAGAAACUCCACGCUAUUUGCUUCAUCAUGAAGUCCAACCAGACGAGAUUCACCAAGUUCGUCGAGUACUGUUUGAAGCAGAUCUUGGUUCGGUUGGACAAAAGCGCCAGCCAGAAUAUUAUGUUCAUCACUACGUACAGUAAGAGUGCGCAGUAUACCGCUGGAGAGACCAGGAUUCACUGUUUGGAGCCGCUGGUCCGCGAUAUCCAGUCGAGACCUCCCAACGUGAGUAUCCCCUUGAGCGACAAAAACAUCUUCGCUUUGGACAACGAGGCCUUCAAAGCACUCUUGGAGAUGCAAGAAGGUAAAACCUUCAGCAAGUACGAAUUGGAAGGUCUGGCUCACAGCUGGGACAUCUCGUCGAAGGAAAUUCGACGCUUGUUGGCGUACAUUAUCGGGGACGCCAGAACCUCAGCACUGAAGCCCCACGAGGUCGAAAACACCAUCAGUGUUAACGAAGUGAGGUUUCUGAUUGAGCAACUCGCGACUCCUAUUGCUGAGGUGUCGGAGCUCAUUCAGGACAACCUCAGGUUGCUGGAGAGGCACAAGAGGAACCUGAGUUUGGAAAACCAAACCCUCGACGAGCUCAAGGACCAGCUGUUCAUACCUUGUGUCGACCUUGAAGUUAAGGAAUUGUCGCAGCCUGUCACCGUGUGCACGGACUCCAAGUGCGCCGACGUCAUCAAGGUGAACGACGUGACCCAGUGGCACUACAAACAGAGAUGCCACAACCCUUGCUACCUCUCGGGAAUCCCCAAAGAGAUGAUCGGCGAUCCGGGAAUUAUCAAUUGUGCCGCCAUAUCGGGCAAAGACAAGUGCCAACGCUGCGGCUGCCACUGGAAAGUCCACAUGCACAUCUACAAAGAAACCGAGAAAAUCGAAGUGCAGAAAGAAGACCAGAACGUGAAAGACGCCAUCAAGACCAAGGAGGAUGGUCGUCUCGGCAUCGAGAAGUUGAUGAAAGAGCUCAACCAGAGAAUGAAGGAACUGGAGAAAGAAGGAGGAAUCAUCUCUGAAAGCAUCGCCAAGUUUUCGUAUUUCCUGCAAGAACACGCAUUGACUCCCUUCAACGACGCCUACAGCGACUACAUCAAACAACUCAUCAAAAACGAGCAACACUUGGGGAAAUUCGGUGACAAGGAAGUCAUCGUCAAGCUGGAGAAGCUCUUGAGCAGACACGAACACCUCCAAAAGACUUUCCAAGAAAGCGCCCAAAAGUACGAAGCCGCGUCUGCAUAUUUCGACCUGAGCCCUGAAGGGAUCAAGAAGAGCAUCACCGAGCUGUACCAACUGAAGCACAUGGGGAAGACAAUCCAAGAGCUCAUCAAAAAGUCGACGGCUUCUCGACAGAAGGAAACGCAGAAGAAUUUUAACUGCGUGGUGUCUAGAGAAAUCGUUCUGGAGGAUGCGAAGAAGAAGGUCCAAGAAAGGAAGCAACGCAAGGUCGUCGACGAAAACGAGGUAGAAGGCGAUGUUGAAGCCACUUCUACCCCAAAAUGCGAAGUUCGUUACGAAUAUAGAGCAAACGGGGGUGGUUCAGACGACUAUGAUUCUGGAGAAAGUAGGUCUACUACCAAAUCCGAGAGGUCCACCAAAAGUAAACCAAAGCGACUAGAAGAAUCUCCAAAGUCAUCUAGAAACGACAAAGAAGACGAGAAAAAGUCAAAGCAUCGCUCCAAGGAAACCAUCAAGAAGUCCAAGUCCGAAGAGAAGAGAUCUGACCAAGCUUACAAGAGAAAUCAAAAUGAUGAUGACUCUGAAAGUGAUGCGUCUACGGAUUCGAAUGUUAGCUGCGAUUUGUCGGGCGACUCUGAAGAUCGCCGAAGUGGAGACAAAGGGCAACGUCAUGUCGAAGAAUAAGAAUAAAUGUCUACGUUUUAAUUAAGUAUUCCACGUUUUUUAAGUAUUAGUUGUGGUUAGAACUUUGUAUUGCAGUUUACAUUCCAAUAAAUAUUUUUCAAAAGCAA
Zophobas morio is the source of this 2655-nucleotide messenger RNA. RefSeq lists its product as uncharacterized. The record is from RefSeq and is a predicted model, not a curated record. Lineage: Eukaryota; Metazoa; Arthropoda; Insecta; Coleoptera; Tenebrionidae. Gene Ontology annotation, molecular function: GTP binding. The transcript is spliced from 5 exons. Bases 275 to 2548 code for a protein of 757 amino acids.